AUGGCGUCCGUGGCGAUCAUUGGCGUCUUCUUCUUCAUCGCCGUCGCCUUCGCGGUCUUCGGGUGCGUCUGCUGGAUACAAAAGGCACGCGCCCAGCAGCUGACGAGAAGUCGUGAGCCUACCAGCCGCACCCACCCCAACGCCCUUCCCUCCCGUUUGGGGGAGCGUUACCGUGACCAGCCCUGCGUGAAUGGCAACGCCAUCAUCAGCACACCGAGCGAUCUGCCGCACGGUGAAACGGAGUUCUUCGAGGCAGUGACGGUGGCGAGCUCCAAGGCCUCGAGCAGGGACUAUGUGAGCGAGGACGCGUCGCAGAGCAGUCAGGGAGCCCGGACCGGGGGCGAGGCACCGAGCCAGCAGGGAUCGCCAGUGAAGAGCAAAAGGCCGCGUGUGCGUGAGCAUCACGUGCACCACGUGGACAAGGGCGGGUAUAUCAUCCGCGAGGUGCGCACUGACAAGUUGGAGGAUGCCGAGCCGCGGUACCUGCGCCGACGGGCCUCGUCUCUUGUGUACGGCCACGCGUUCUACUCCGCCGCUGCCUCCGACGAGCGCACCAGUGAGACGCCGAGUGACGAUAAGACUGCAACGGUGCACUUCCCCGACGACGACGACAGCAGCAAUGGCGACGGCCGUGGUGUAAAUGGGGCGAGCACUUCAGAGGCAGGGGGGAAAGCAGCAAAUGAAGGCUGA
Messenger RNA from Trypanosoma grayi, 690 nucleotides. RefSeq lists its product as hypothetical. NCBI's taxonomy places the organism in Eukaryota, Euglenozoa, Kinetoplastea, Trypanosomatida, Trypanosomatidae. The transcript has a single exon. The coding region runs from base 1 to 690 and encodes 229 amino acids. The record is from RefSeq and is a predicted model, not a curated record.